This is a messenger RNA of Sparassis crispa, 831 nucleotides long. RefSeq lists its product as hypothetical. The record is from RefSeq and is a predicted model, not a curated record. The coding region runs from base 1 to 831 and encodes 276 amino acids. The transcript has 9 exons. Lineage: Eukaryota; Fungi; Basidiomycota; Agaricomycetes; Polyporales; Sparassidaceae.
AUGAACAGGUCCAUCCCAUUCCCUUCGCCCGCGCCCUCUCCUUUCCGCCCGUAUCCCCCUCCUCUCAGCCUGCUUGUCCCUCGCGCUGAGGAGUCCAUUGCACUCUCCCCUACACCAGAGCAGCUCCCCAUCCUCUAUGUUAUCGUUGUGUACACCGUCGUUAUCUUCGCUCUCUGGAACAUCCCCGGGGCGCGGCUCCUCAUCACGCCCCUCAAGCUCUUCACCAUCGGCUGGCACGAGCUCUGCCACAUAGCGCUCGCCAUCUUCACCGGAGGCAGCGUAGAGAAGGUAUCGAUCGACCCCGACGCCGGCGGUGCGACGGUCGUUGUGGGCGGGCAUGCCCCGACAAUCCUUGUGGCGGGAUACCUCGGCUCGACUGUUUUCGGAGGCGUAUUCGUCCUCGCGGGCUUCGACACGCUCGUCGCGAAAAUUCUUAGCUUCGUGCUCGGCGUCGGCCUCGUGGCGCCGCUGUCGCUCGUGCGAAAUAAACUGACAAUCGUGCUGACUAUUUUCUACGAGGGCCUCCUCAUCGGCUUUUGGUUCAUCGAUCACGCCCAACCUCUACGAUGGUACUGCCUCUUCGUGGGAAUCAUGAACAUCUUCUACGCAGUCUGGGACAUCACAGACGACAAGUACUUCCGCAAGGUGAACGACUCAGACGCGUCACAGCUCGCGCUGCGCUACUCCUUCAUCGGCGCGCACGUGUGGGCGGUGCUCUGGAUAUUGUUCGAGAUCGGCGUGCUCAUCGGCUUCGUGUUCCUCGGCCUCGUGUCCUUCAAGCUGACGACAGAGCAAAUGGCCACCGAGGCUGCGAAAUUCCUCCCGACAUGA